This is a messenger RNA of Lemur catta (Ring-tailed lemur), 4876 nucleotides long. It is a transcript of the gene TAF3, whose product is annotated as TATA-box binding protein associated factor 3. Lineage: Eukaryota; Metazoa; Chordata; Mammalia; Primates; Lemuridae. Gene Ontology annotation, molecular function: protein heterodimerization activity. The transcript has 7 exons. Gene Ontology annotation, cellular component: transcription factor TFIID complex. The record is from RefSeq and is a predicted model, not a curated record. The coding region runs from base 225 to 3008 and encodes 927 amino acids.
CUCGCCCCGGCGGCCGUCCAGCGGGAGGCGGAGCGAGUCCAAAAUGGCGGCUCUCAGGCAGGCGCGCUCCUUGCUGCUGGGGCUUUGAGGUGGUCGCCCAGGGUCCAGGGGACGAUUUCCCCGCCGCGGGGGCCCUAGAGGAUGAAUCGGGGGCUCUGCUAAGGUCAGGCGGCGGGGCCGGAGAGAGGUGGCAGCAAGGGCUGCGGUGGCGUCCACGCAGCGGGAUGUGCGAGAGUUACUCCAGGUCGUUGUUGAGGGUCUCGGUGGCGCAGAUCUGCCAGGCUCUGGGCUGGGACUCGGUGCAGCUCAGCGCCUGCCACCUCCUCACCGACGUGCUGCAGCGCUAUCUGCAGCAGCUGGGCCGGGGCUGCCAUCGGUACUCCGAGCUCUAUGGCCGAACAGACCCAAUUUUGGAUGAUGUUGGUGAAGCUUUCCAACUGAUGGGGGUUAGUCUGCAUGAACUAGAAGACUAUAUUCACAAUAUUGAACCUGUUACUUUCCCACAUCAAAUCCCUUCAUUUCCUGUUAGCAAGAACAACGUGCUUCAGUUUCCUCAACCUGGAAGUAAAGAUGCCGAGGAAAGAAAAGAAUACAUUCCUGAUUACAUGCCACCCAUUGUGUCUUCUCAAGAAGAGGAAGAAGAGGAGCAGGUGCCCACUGACGGGGGCACCUCAGCAGAAGCCAUGCAAGUGCCCCUGGAAGAAGACGAUGAACUGGAGGAGGAGGAAAUCAUUAACGAUGAGAAUUUCCUGGGCAAGAGACCACUGGACAGUCCUGAAGCUGAGGAAAUGCCCGUCACGAAGCGGCCGCGGCUGACGAGCACGAAAGGGGACGCCCCGGACGCGGUGCCGCUGGAAGCGCGCGAGCCGCUCAGCUCCAUCAACGCGCAGAAGGUGCCCCCGCCGCCGGCCCCCGCGCACGCACAGGACAGCGCCGGCCUCGGCCCCGCCCCCCCGGAGCCGCCCCCGCUGGCUCCCGCAGCCAAACCACAGAUGCCAAGUGCAAAGCCGUUAGAGACCAAGUCAUUUGCCCCCAAAACAAAGACUAAAACCAGUUCUCCCGGACAGAAGAUUAAAUCACCCAAAACCACCCUGUCACCAGCCAUGGUCGGAAGUCCUAUUCGGUCACCAAAAACUGUAUCCAAAGAGAAGAAGUCGCCAGGACGUUCCAAGAGCCCCAAGAGCCCCAAGAGCCCCAAGGUUAUGCCCCACGUCCCCCCAGCACCUGUCAGGCCGGAAACACCAAAUAGGACUCCUGCUGCUGCCGUGAGCGAAAAGCCCAGCAGAGAGGCCGCUCCCGCGAAAGCCCCGCACGCGCCGGCCGAGGCGGGGAAGCCGAGCGUGGAGGGUGCUCCGAGAAGGGCCGCCGUGGCCGAUAAGACCAUCGACGCCUCCAUCGAUGCCGUGAUCGCGCGAGCCUGUGCUGAGCGAGAGCCGGACCCCUUCGAGUUCUCUUCUGGGUCGGAGUCCGAAGGAGACAUUUUCACCAGCCCCAGGAGAAUUUCGGGUUCGGAGUGCCCUGCUCCAAAAGCCUCCACGUCGGCGAACAGUUUCACGAAGCCGGGGUCCACCCCCCUGCCCCUUUCGGGCGGGACCUCCAGCUCGGACAACUCGUGGACGAUGGACGCCUCGAUCGACGAGGUGGUCCGCAGAGCCAAGCUGGGAGCGCCGGCUCGCGCGCCCCCCGGCUUCCCCUACGGCUCCCCGCCCCCUGGGUCCCCGCCCACGCCCGAGCCCCCGCACAAGGUGUACGAAGACAAGGCCAAGCUGCCUUCGUCCGUGGAGGUAAAGAAGAAGUUGAAAAAGGAGCUGAAGACCAAAAUGAGAAAGAAAGAAAAGCAGAGAGACAGGGAGAGGGAGAAAGACAGAAACAAGGAGAAAAGCAAAGAAAAGGACAAAGUGAAAGAGAGAGAGAGAGACAAGGAAGCCGGCAAGGAAGCAAAGUACCCUUGGAAGGAGUUUCUUAAAGAUGAGGAUUCAGACCCCUACAAGUUUAAAAUCAAAGAAUUUGAAGACGUUGACCCGAAAGUGAGAUUGAAAGACGGAAUUGUGAGGAGGGAGAAGGAGAAGCAUAAAGAUAAGAAAAAAGAUAGAGAAAGGGGCAAGAAAGAUAAAGAGAAAAGAGACAAAGAAAAAGCUAAAGAUAAAGGGAGAGAGGAUAAGACGAAAGUGCCACCAGCCCCUCUGGUGUUGCCCCCAAAAGAAAUGGCCCUGCCCCUGUUCAGCCCGGCCGCCGCCGCCAGGGUUCCUGCCAUGCUGCCCUCUCUGGCGCCCAUGCUUCCAGAAAAACUAUUUGAGGAGAAGGAGAAACCUAAGGAGAAAGAAAGGAAGAAAGACAAAAAGGAAAAGAAGAAAAAGAAAGAAAAAGAGAAGGAAAAGGAAAAGAAAGAGAAGGAGCGGGAGAAAGAGAAAAGAGAAAGAGAGAAGAGAGAAAAAGAAAAGGAGAAACACAAGCAUGAAAAAGUAAAAGUGGAACCGGUCGUCCCAGCCCCGAGUCCAGUUAUCCCCAGGUUAACCCUCCGAGUCGGUGCUGGCCAGGACAAGAUCGUCAUCAGCAAAGUGGUCCCCGCCCCGGAGGCUAAGCCCGCGCCCGCCCUGAACCUGCCCAAGACGCCGCCCCCGGCCGCCGCGCCCCCCGGCCCCAGCCCCGCGCACCUGGGCCCCGCGGCGCCGCCGCCGCCCCUCGCCGCAGCCUGCCCGGCGCUGCUGUCCCUGCCGGGCCCCGCGGCCGGCAGCGCCAAGGCCCCCGUGCGGAGCGUGGUGACCGAGACGGUCAGCACUUACGUGAUCCGGGACGAGUGGGGCAAUCAGAUCUGGAUCUGCCCCGGCUGUAACAAGCCGGAUGACGGGAGCCCGAUGAUCGGCUGCGACGACUGCGACGACUGGUACCACUGGCCCUGCGUUGGAAUCAUGGCUGCGCCCCCCGAGGAAAUGCAGUGGUUCUGCCCCAAGUGCGCCAGCAAGAAGAAAGAUAAGAAGCACAAGAAGAGGAAGCACCGAGCACACUGACGUCCGCCCGCGGUCUGGGCCGCAGCGAGCCCGGCUCCUUCCCUGGCCGCUCCGGACCGGAGCUCCUGUGACUGCUGUGACUCCGAGUCCUGAGGACGGUGGAUCCCGGAAGACGGAGGACAGGAACACGCCACCCUUCCUUCCCCUUCGGAAACGCACCGGCCUGCGCCCCAUGGUCGGGAGACUGGAGAAGAACUCGAGGUGUGGCCCGCGGGCCGCCCCCACCUCCCCAUUGCCAGUGGCAGCAAGUAUUAUUAAUAAAAAGGCCAUGCUUCCUCCCUUUGGAUUUUUUUUAUUCUCUCCAGGGCCUUUUCAUUAAGGUAUUAGAUGCGAAGAUAAUGUGUAAACUGCCUUGACUGUGAUUUGAGGAUGACACCGUUAGUCUGUAUACAGUUUUCAGCCCCUUUCCCUCUAUAGUAAGAUAAUCAUCAUAACAGAAAACAAAACUCCAGUUGGAGUAUUGGUAAAUAUUUUUGUGAUAAGAAUAUAUGAAGCUUCCCUUUCCCCUCCCCCCGUUUUUAGUACUAACAUGUAAAAUGUUCAGGCUUUUGUGAAAUACCUUAUAUUUUUUAAGAAAAAGGUUUCUAUCAUGUCCUGUUUGCUUUGUGCAAAUUAUUUUUGUUUACUCUGACGUAUUUUAUAUCUUUGUUGCAUUCUGAUUUCGCCCUUCUUGAAACUGCUGGAGUCUCUUCUCACUGCUUGUACAUUUCAUCAACUUGUAUAAAAACUCUUCAUACUAAAAGAUUUCCCCUAAUGUAAAUAAUAAAUAUUUAUGAAGUAGUUAUUUUUAAAAUUUUUAUCGUGUUUAAUUCUGGCUUUCUCUGAAAUCCACUGCGAUUUCAGCCAUGUCUGUAAUUACGCUGUAUAUACGCAAAGAAGGCUAGAGAAAAAGAGCCAUAGUUCAAAGUAAUUUACCUUGAGCUAAACCUGUGCAGUGCUCAAAACAUUGUGGGGAAAAAGGCCCUAGCAGUUGGAAGGAAAACAAGGCAAUUUAAAUCUAUAGUUUAUGAUUUAAAAUUGUUUUGUUUAUUAUCUUGUUUUUGUAAAUUUCUUUGACAUUUAUUAAAAGGACAUGUAGGUUCCACAAAAGUAAAAAAAAAAAACAAAAACCGUAUACUGUAGCAUUUUGUGUUUAUAUUGUUUUAUUUCUACAAAUCUGUUCAUUGAUAUUGUGCUUUAAGGCUGAAAUGAAGUAUAUUAUGAAUUUUUUUUUAAGAAAACUCAUCAAAUUUCAGGGUAUCACAAAAUUUUAUUAUAUUACUAUACUGCCCACUAUUUAUUAUAUGUUAUAGAUGUCUGAGAGGUAAACCAAAUAUUUUAUUUUUAAUGUAAAAACAUCAAAUUUAACUUUAUUAGCAUAUUUUAGCAACUUUGGAAUAAAUAUGGACUUUUACUUGAUUUUGAAAUAAUCCCAAUUUGGGCCCGUGUGAUGGAUCUCUUGAAUGCUAGAAUAUGGGCUUUGAACCUAAUACAAAUAUAUUAAUAGCAAAUGUGAUUUUUUUUAAUGCCAAGUAAAUUGAUAUUAGUGUAUGAAUUAGUCAUAUUUUAAAACAUAUUAUGUGGUUAGAGAAAUGCAGUUUUCUCCCAUGAAUGUUAAAUUGCAAAUCAGUGGAAAUGAAGUAGACCUUCUGAAUACAGGAUACCAUUGCCCUCCUUGUUCCAGAGGCCAUACUUUUUCUAUCCCUGCAAAAAAAAAAAAAAACAACAAAGCAUCUAUGUUGAGAUAUGUGUUUUUUGUUUUAUUAAUUUGAGCUCAUUCUAAAUACUUUAUACAAUAUUUUCACAUGCACAAAUAUACCCAUUAGCGCUUUUUGGAGAGGGAUGAGGGGUGGGGGAAGUGCAAAAUAAAGAUUAUUGGCUAUUUCAUA